Molecule: messenger RNA, 1407 nt
Organism: Ceraceosorus guamensis
Lineage: Eukaryota; Fungi; Basidiomycota; Exobasidiomycetes; Ceraceosorales; Ceraceosoraceae
Exons: 4
Coding region: 1-1407 (468 amino acids)
Source: RefSeq, a predicted model, not a curated record
AUGGUCUCUACACGUUUCAUCACUGUUGCCGCUGUGGCGCUGAUGCUCGCCGGCUCAGCACCGCAGAACGCGGGUGUCGCCCGUGCCGAUUGGAUCCAGGAUGCCACCUUGGGAGGACAGCGCGUGUUCCAGGCGGCUUUCGACACCUGGACCGAGAGCGACCUCCGCUCUUACCUGCUCGAGCGCGGCGUGAUUGCGCCCGGCAACACGCGCGAACAGCUGGCUGUGCUCGCAAAGCAGGACUUGAGCUCCUUGGCUUCUUCCGCCUACUCUGCCACCGGCUCUGCAUCCUCCGCUGCCGCAGCUGGAGCGAGCAGCAUCUACAACCUGGCGUCUUCCUACCAGUCUGUGGCUUCUGCUAGCGCUUCGAGCGCAUCGAAGGAAGCUUCGUCGGCUGCUUCGCGUAUGAGCAAGAAUGUUCCUACCGACGCGAGCUCUCUUUCAUACGAGAUCUCCAGCGCGGCUAGCGGUGUCAGCAAGAGCGCAUCCAGCUUGCUAGCUCAAGCAAGCCAAGGUGCUGAGGAUGGCGUGCACAACGGUGCUCAGUAUAUCUACGACUCGUGGGAUGACUCUCAGAUCAGAAGCUUCCUCGUCGAGAAGGGCGUUCUCAAGAGUCAUGCUGAGCUGCGUCGUGACGAAUUGAUCCAGACCGUCAAGGAUGGAUACCUUGCCACCACCAACGCGCCUUACGAGCUUUUCUCGACGGACUACCUCAAGCGAUGGGCCCAGAACCAAGGGUUGAUCCGUACGCCAGCUGAGCAGACUCGCGAUGAGCUCGUCUCGCUCGCCAAGGACUUUUACUACUCUCCCACCGAGACCAUCUUUGACUCUUGGAAGGAUUCUGAUCUCCGCCAGUACCUCAUUGACAACAACGUGAUCAAGUCGGACUACGAAGCUCGUCGGGAUGAGCUGGUUGGCAAGGUUCGAGACUCUUACACCGCCACUCAAGAUAGCCUGACAGGCCUUUGGAGCGACUCGGACUUGAGAUCCUUCCUCAUCUCUCAAGGGGUGAUCAAGUCUGAUUACGAGGCAAAGCGCGACGAGUUGUUGGCUCUUGCGACGGACAACAAAGCUUUCAACGAUCUGGUGGACACUUCGCGCGAGUACUACACCUGGUCGGACAAGCGCAUCAGGGGCUACUUGCGUUCCACUGGACUCUCCACGGAAAAGACGCCAGUCACUCGAGAGGGGCUGUUGAGAGAGUUGAGAGCUAGAUACCAUGCGGCUCACAAGGGCGUCUUUGGAGCGCUCAAGGAAGCGGCUAGAAACAUCUUUGGUGGUGUUCAGGAUGUCCACGGAAAAGCCGAACAGAACGCAAAGGUGGCUAGCGUGAGCGUGUCGAGCGCUGCGAGUGCAGCAUCGGCUGCUGCUAGCAGCGCAAGCGCUCAUGCUCGUGACGAGCUGUAA